AUGGACGAGAGAGACUACGUUUAUGGCAUCCUGAGCAUGACCGCUACGCUGACAACCAGUAUGAACAGACGCGGAAGCGCUGGACCUUCACGGGUGCCUGGCUUGGAUGGACCUCCGGUAUCCAUCCUCACAGCUGAUCACGCUCCGUGUCUCUUGGUUGACUACUCCCGCACAGUGACCGAGGUGUUUACUGACACGGCCGAAUAUGUCAUGCAGCUUCACGACUCUCUUGACGUCAUCUUGUUUGCCUGUCAAACCAAAAGAAACCGGGUUGAACUUCCAAGUUGGGUACCCGACUGGGAGACCAUUCGACCGAAUCUCGACUUCGAUUGGAUUCUACACGAACCGGUGAGGAGCACUACGGCUAUAAAUUGGAGUCGCAUCCAUGGGGAUAUGCUUGCCGCGGCAUCGAACACCCAGUUCAACGUGUUUCAACAUUAUUUGCACUCGCGUCCAAAGAUGAAAUUCAUCUCAGAUGAUGCAGGACGCAAAUUGAAAUGUCGUGGCACUGUUCUUGGUCGCUUGAAGGUCACCUCGUCUGCGCAAAACGAGCUGCAGUCUCGACUUGUACUUCAAGCUCGAGCGUUCAUGGAUUUCAGCAAUAUCUUGAGCAACUUCAGAAGUGGUUUGCACACGAGGAUCGAGAAUUUGAGAGGCUUCAAGGAAAUUGAUUUCCGAGCCAGACCAGUUCCAUCUCCGGGGCCUCUUGAUGUCUUCAAAACUUUCUUCGGAAUGGGAGAUUUCCCAACCCACCGAACUACAUCUUCAGUGGUGCGGUCGCUGUGCAAAACGCCGUGUCUGGUUCCGGAAUCCGCAGCAAGCGGCGAUGUAGUUGCCUUGCUGAGGGGUGCUUCUCUGCCCGUCGUUAUACGGGCCAGUAAUGCAAACAGCAAUACCUUCACAGUGAUCGGGCCCUUGAUUUCUUCCCAAUAUAUCGAGGAAGAAGCAGCGAGAGUGGAGGCUAUUGUGAGUUUCUGGAUUAAAGACUCCAACCGAGGAUCGUGUUACAUGCCCAUGAGCAGUCCCCCAGGACUCCGUGCAUUCUUACGGUAUUUCCGACCCGAGGAAGCAGUCUUUGUGGGCAACAUAUUCCGCACCUUUGCCAAUAUACCUCUGGACUUGGUGCUCACGGCGGAAACCGUGGUGUCGGUCCUCACGCAACCCAACGCACAACUCAACACCAGGUUGGCAGGCUCGGCGCUGUUCAUCGGAGACGGCCUGGCGAGGCCGACGGAGCGACAGUGCGACGGCACGGCCAAUGCGUGGAUGACUGAGGACAACGACAACCGCGAUGCCGACAUCUACAUCUGCGAAGACAUCUUCGACUGGCCGUCGAUCGAGGACAUUGCGAACCCGCCACAGACGUCGUGGGCGCGGGACAGCCACGGCCAGCCGCGCCCGGGAUACUCGUGCGCGGGACUCGGGGAUUUCGACUCGGACUGGAUGAAGACGGUGGGCUCGACCAUCCUGCACGAGUACAUCCACUGGGGGUACCUGUUCAUCCACGUGCCGGGCUGGUACGAAUUCAUCCGGGUGAACGACCAGGGCUGGCGAGCCAUCGACGACUACUCGGGACCGAACCCGCCCAACGGCUACGGGCCCUACCGGGCCAAGCAGAUCAAGGACAUCUACGGCGCCUGGGACCAGGCGUUCCCCGCGACCGUCAACAACGUCGACAACUACGUCUACUACGCCCUCUCCAAGUACUGGUCCUGGCGCUGUGACAGGCAGUUUGGCCCCACGCCGAGCGACCGAGACGCCCAUCAGCGCGUCCGCAGCGGCUUUCGACCACACUAUUCGUGA
Fonsecaea pedrosoi CBS 271.37 is the source of this 1803-nucleotide messenger RNA. RefSeq lists its product as uncharacterized. The coding region runs from base 1 to 1803 and encodes 600 amino acids. Lineage: Eukaryota; Fungi; Ascomycota; Eurotiomycetes; Chaetothyriales; Herpotrichiellaceae. The transcript has 2 exons. The record is from RefSeq and is a predicted model, not a curated record. Gene Ontology annotation, molecular function: metallopeptidase activity.